AAUAUUAAAUCUCACUAAUGAUUAAGUUUCUUUUAAUCAACAAUAUAAUAUUUAAAUCAACAUUCAUCCGAGCUGUCCUAAUCCUUUUUAUUUUCUGUUUGUCACUUUCUCUCUCAUCUCUCCACAUUUCCCUUUUGUCAGUUGUUGAAGCUCACUCAGUGAGUGUGAUUCAAAAGCUGUACAUACAACAACUGUACACACACACACACACACAUUGUACACAAUAAAAAAACACAUUCUUUGCUCAGAUUCUUGAUUCUACACUAUAAUUCUGUAUCAGACUAUCAGUACAGGGGUGUAUCUAUAGACUAUAGAUGCAAGUUUUACAUAUAGAAAGAUGAAAAAUAACUCAGUUUCGAAAUGGGUUUUUAGUGUGUGCAUGGCGGUGGUGGUGUUUCUUGAAUGUGGGGUUGUUCAAUCCAGAAUCACUUAUGACAGAAAAGCCCUAAUAAUUAAUGGGCAGAGAAGAAUUCUCAUCUCUGGUUCAAUACAUUACCCCAGAAGCACCCCCGAGAUGUGGGAAGAUCUGAUAAACAAGGCUAAAGAAGGAGGUGUUGAUGUAAUUGAGACUUAUGUGUUUUGGAAUGUUCAUGAGCCUUCUCCUGGCAAUUAUAAUUUUGAAGGGAGAUAUGAUCUGGUGAGGUUUGUAAAGACAAUCAAGAAAGCAGGGCUAUAUGCGAACCUCCGAAUCGGCCCGUAUAUUUGUGCUGAAUGGAAUUUUGGUGGAUUUCCAGUUUGGCUAAAAUACGUGCCGGGAAUUAGCUUCAGGACAGAUAACGAGCCGUUUAAGAUGGCUAUGAAGGGAUUCACCGAGAAAAUCGUCAAUAUAAUGAAGAGCGAAAACUUGUACGAAUCUCAGGGUGGUCCCAUAAUACUCUCUCAGAUUGAGAAUGAGUACGGUCAACAAGCGAAGCAACUAGGUAAUCCUGGCCAUCAAUACGCGAAUUGGGCUGCAAAUAUGGCCGUUGGAUUAGAUACAGGUGUACCGUGGGUAAUGUGCAAAGAAGACGAUGCACCUGAUCCUGUGAUUAACACAUGCAACGGGUUCUAUUGCGAUGCUUUCUCACCGAAUAAACCUUACAAACCCUCGAUAUGGACCGAGGCUUGGAGUGGAUGGUUUACGGAAUUCGGUGGUCCGAUUCACCAGAGGCCGGUUGAGGAUUUGGCAUUUUCCGUCGCUAAAUUCGUACGAAACGGAGGCUCGUUUGUCAACUACUACAUGUAUCAUGGAGGAACGAAUUUCGGCCGCUCGGCUGGAGGCCCGUUCAUAACAACAAGCUACGACUACGAUGCUCCGCUCGAUGAAUAUGGUUUGAUCAGACAACCUAAAUACGGUCAUCUGAAAGAGCUACAUAUAGCCAUUAAACAAUGCGAGAAAGCUCUCGUUUCAUCAGAUUCCACCGUCACUUCAUUAGGAAGCCUUCAACAGGCUAGUGUAUACUCUUCAGAAUCGGGUGAUUGUGCCGCAUUUCUUUCGAAUUACGAUACUGCCACUGAAGCGAGAGUGAUGUUUAAUAACAUUCAUUACAGCCUUCCUCCUUGGUCUAUUAGCAUUCUCCCCGAUUGCAAGAAUGUAGCCUUCAAUACAGCCAAAGUCGGAGUUCAAACAUUACGCGAGGAAAUGUUACCUAGUAACAUUGAAAUAUUAUCGUGGGAAACAUAUAACGAGGAUCUAUCGUCUUCGAGUGACGGCACGACAUUCUCGACAACCGGUCUCUUAGAACAGAUAAAUGUCACUAGAGAUACUUCCGAUUAUCUUUGGUACACAACUAGUGUUGAUAUUGGUUCGUCGGAGUCAUGUCUUAGUGGUGGGAAGCUUCCAACUCUUAUUGUUCAGUCGAACGGUCACGCGCUGCAUGUUUUUGUGAACGAAGAGCUAUCUGGUUCUGCUUUCGGAACACGGGAGAAUAGGAGACUUACAUUCAAAGAGAAAGUCAAGUUACGCGCUGGAUCGAAUAAGAUCAGUCUCCUCAGUGUGGCUAUUGGACUCCCAAAUGUCGGUGGACAUUUUGAGACAUGGAGUACCGGAGUAUUGGGUCCCGUUGCAUUGCACGGACUUGACCGUGGAAAAAUGGAUUUGUCGAGGGCAAAAUGGUCAUAUCAGGUUGGGCUUAAAGGGGAAGCCAUGAAUUUUGCUUCUCCGAAAAGUGUUUCUUCGGUCGAAUGGAUAAAGGGUUCACUAAUUGCACGUAAGCAACAUCCUUUAGCAUGGCAUAAGGCUUAUUUCAACGCACCCGAUGGAGAAGAGCCACUAGCUUUCGACAUGAGUAGCAUGGGGAAAGGUCAACUAUGGGUCAACGGUCAAAGUCUCGGAAGAUAUUGGACUAUAUUUGCAGUUGGUAAUUGCAGCGAUUGUAGUUACACGGGUAUUUUCAAGCCUUCGACAAAGUGUCAACUCGGGUGUGGAACACCAACUCAGAGAUGGUAUCACUUGCCACGGUCUUGGUUAAAGCCCACCGAGAAUUUUCUGGUGAUUUUCGAGGAACUUGGAGGUGAUCCAACGAGAGUUGCUCUCGUGAAGAGAUCAAUGGUUAGCGUUUGAGGUACUUAAUAUAAAUAAGGAAUAGUACAUAAUAUUUUUAUUUUCUGACAACAUAAAAUUGUUUUUUAAAAUUUGUUUUAGAAAUUAACCAUUUUUAAAAUUGAAAUAUGAAUCAAGAAUGCUUUAAUUU
This is a messenger RNA of Erythranthe guttata (spotted monkey flower), 2672 nucleotides long. Lineage: Eukaryota; Viridiplantae; Streptophyta; Magnoliopsida; Lamiales; Phrymaceae. The record is from RefSeq and is a predicted model, not a curated record.